Molecule: messenger RNA, 3111 nt
Organism: Trypanosoma grayi
Lineage: Eukaryota; Euglenozoa; Kinetoplastea; Trypanosomatida; Trypanosomatidae
Exons: 1
Coding region: 1-3111 (1036 amino acids)
Cellular component (GO): motile cilium
Molecular function (GO): protein binding
Source: RefSeq, a predicted model, not a curated record
AUGCCGUUUUGCCGUCGAAUCCUGCGCCAGGGGGAGCCCGCGGCGUCGCACGAGAGCCUCGCCCUUGAGUGGGCCUUCGGCCUGCACAAGGACUUCAAGUCGGCCGUCCACAACCUCAGCACGUCCACCACGGAGCGCGUGGUGUUCUACACGAUUGGACACAUUGGCAUCAUUUACGAUGCGGUGCAGAACACACAGCGUCACCUGAUGGGUCACCGCCACACGAUCAUUGCGUCCGCGUGCAGUCGCAACCGCCGCUUCAUCGUGACGGCCGACGCGGGUGCGGGUGGGGUGUUCAACUCCACGUUCACCACCGUGGGCGAAGAGGAGUCUGUUUCGCCGAGCAGCCGCCAUGAGGGCCGCAGUGGCGGUGGGAGCGUUGGCCAGAGUAGGAAUGGCCACACCACCGAUGAGGGCGCAGACAACGACGGCUCCGUCAUGAUUGUUUGGGACACGCAGACGUGCAUCCCUGUAUGUACAAUACCUAUAGGGCUGUAUGGCGGGGUUGUGGCGUGUGCGAUGAGCCUAGAUGGCAUGUACAUCGCCACUCUUAACCGCCGCACCCCACAGGAGGUUAUGCUAUGGGGUUGGACGGCUGAGGCGGACGCGGAUGAGCCCGGACUACACUACGACGCGGCCGUUGAGGACAUCGCGCUCAACGACAACAUUACGCCUGAGUACCGCCGCGCGAUGCCAGCGCAGGAUGAGCAGACAUCUAUUCGCUUCUCGGAGGAUGACCCGCAUCUCCUCGUGACGAAUGGACUGCGUCGUGUGUUAUUUUGGUCAUGGACAGAAGGGGAGUUGAAGUACUACUCCCCGCCAAUUCUCGCGAAGAACUUGAAGGUGGCGGUGGGCAACUUCACACAGACAAUAUUCGUUCCGGGCACGAGCAUGGCAUGCAGCGGGACGGUUGAUGGGGAUGUGAUUUUAUGGGAGGUGCAGCCGCGCGAUCGCGUCACGAAGGUGCAGGACAAGACCAUGCUCAAGAUGGUGCGGGUGCAUACCGCCGGUGUCUCGUUUGUCACGUGGUCGAGCGGCUACAUCGUGACGGGCGGCAUUGACGGACACGUUAAGUUCCUCGACCCCAAACUGCGUCUCGUGGCGUGGUUUGAGGACCUCAAUGGUGGCGCCAUCACGUCCAUCAGCUUCGAUCGACCAAGCGUAGCGGCGCCGGCGACGGUGGAGGAAGUGCAGCGGGACUUUGAAGUUAUAACACAGAAAAAGGUGGCGCUGGCUGGGACGAAGGCGGUGGGGGAGUUCUCGGCCCCAGACUUUGUGGUAUCGACAGCCAACGCAAUGAUUGUCGACGUUGCGGCCAAGUCCUUUCACACUGGUAACGCGGAGCUGCUGCAUGGGAAGCUCAUUGUGCAAGGGCAGGAAAGGGGUAUUCAAUGCAUCGCCGCCCACCCGAAACUCUCGCGCCUCGCAAUUGCUGGGUAUAGUGGCAGUUUGCAUAUAUGGGACUACGUCACCAAGCGAGUGUGGCUACUCAGCAUCUUCGCCAAUGUACAAAUUCACUGCAUGGCAUACGACCCGACAGGUGUCUACCUCGCUCUUGGUUGCACAAAUGGUGUUGUUAAAUUCCUUGACGCGGACUCACUGGAGGAGCGGAAGACGAUCAAACCAAAGCGUCCAGAUUGUAUCACACGAUUAGUGUUUGCAAAUAAUGGGAAGCGGCUAGCCGCUGGCGACCUUGCUGGGUGUGUGAGUCUGUAUGAAUUCGAUCACCCUCAGGGCAACACAGCAAAGCCAAUGGAUUGGGACAUUGUGGGUCGUCAUAAGACCCAUCGGCAACCCAUUUCUGGCCUGCAGUUUGGUGAUGAUAACGGCCUACCUCGUCUGCUCUCUGUUGGAGAGGACCAGCGGCUCGUAGAGUAUGACUUGAUCGACUCGGAGGCGGAGGCUGGGCUACUCGUGCGGAGUGCGCAUAAAAUCACGCAGGGCACCGCCCCAACUGGAAUGCUCUGGGUCAAGGAAGCAGGUGUUGUCUCGGACAUGAACCGCCGUAUUGAAAAGGGGGCCUUGAAUGUAUCACCUAAUGAUCUGCUACUUAUUUCGACAAACGAAUACAAAAUUACCGCCUUCCUCAGUGAUUGGAGCCGUCAGUGUAUCAAGUCGGUAUUGUCGCCCACAUUCGGUGGCCCUGUGACGGAGAUGUUCACAGUGCCAACACUACCGGGUAGCGACGAUUUGUGUCUUUUCUACGCGACACGUGAAAAGGUGAUUGGUCUCAUGCAGCUACCACUAGAGGGUGACCCGUGCAUGUCAACUGGUCUCUUAGCUCAUCCAGGCGUCAUCACAAGUGUGGCGAGGUCACACGACGGUGCCUUUGUCUUCACUGCAGGAGGAGAUGAUCAGUCGGUGAUGCAGUGGCGCGUUAAUGGGGAAAAGAUUGUGCCACCAGAGGAGGCCACGCUGAUGAAGGCAACAGUAGCAGAAGGGAGCGGCGAGGUUCCACUCGAUCACCUCAUUGCUGCUAUCGAGGGUGGACGUGAGGGGCAGUUCAUGCGGGAGACUGUUGAUUAUUUCUACUACGCUCAGAUCCGCCUGCAAGGUGAGGAGACGACGGCGAAACGUGAGCUCUUGGGGGCGGUGCCCUUCUCGCAGCUGCCGAAUCUCUUCCGCGCGCUCGGCUACUACCCGUCCGAGCUCGAGAUUGGUCGCCUGACGUACGAGGUCGCCAAUAUCUACGGUCCUGUGGAAGAAGCUGUUGAGGAGUGCGAUGUGGGAAGCAUUCCGCUCAAGUUCUCGCAGUUCAUGCGACUGUACGUAAACUACCGUCCCAUCUACGGCAUCACACGGAAAGACAUUGAGGCUGCUUUUCUUGCUCUUGGCGCCGACCCCGCAACGGGGCAAAUCGCGCGCGACGUGUUAUUCAAGCUGCUCAGUACUCAUGGGGAGCCGCUCCAGCAGACGGAACUUGCUGCCGCGCUGCGUUCCUUGCUGGGUGACGGUGUGCGGCUUGAAAUGCUCGAGGACGCCAUCACUGCGCGCGCGUUCUCAGAGAACCUUCUGGGCUUCGAGGACUACGACGCGACUGGCGCCGCAGGGAAGGCGAUCGAGGAGGGCGAGACCGACGAGAUGGAAGGGGACAUGCUACUGGACAUGUAA